This is a messenger RNA of Chanos chanos (milkfish), 3328 nucleotides long. It is a transcript of the gene atxn2l, whose product is annotated as ataxin 2-like. Gene Ontology annotation, biological process: cytoplasmic stress granule assembly. Gene Ontology annotation, cellular component: cytoplasmic stress granule. The coding region runs from base 186 to 3293 and encodes 1035 amino acids. The transcript has 24 exons. NCBI's taxonomy places the organism in Eukaryota, Metazoa, Chordata, Actinopteri, Gonorynchiformes, Chanidae. The record is from RefSeq and is a predicted model, not a curated record. Gene Ontology annotation, molecular function: mRNA binding.
AUUGGUGUGCUGAUGACAUGCCAUCGGAUUAAACUGGGUCGGAUAUUGUGGUUUCAAGGAGAAGAUUACCAAACUCAAUUUAGAGGAAUUCGGAAGCAACUAUAACAGACCUUAAGCUAGUGGGGUUGCUAGCUUGCAAUAGGAAACAUCGGGGGAAACUGCUAGCUGCUUAGCAAAGUUCAGCUAUGUCUUGCCGCCGACAGAACCAACAACCCGGACCGGGCGGUCGCAAAACCUCAAAUGGAACCACUGGGCCGACCGGCAUGUCAUCUUCAGCCGCCGGGAGCAGCGCCAACCGAGCAACGCCUGGAAGGAACAGAAACUCUGUAAAACCUCCUUCGCAGUCUCCUCCUAUGUUUGAAGGAGUCUACAACAAUGCCCGAAUGCUUCAUUUUCUUACAGCAGUGGUGGGCUCCACAUGUGAUGUUAGAGUAAAAAAUGGAAGUAUCUAUGAGGGCAUCUUUAAAACUUUGAGCUCACGGUGUGAGCUGGCUCUGGACGCAGUCCACAAGGUGAAGAGUGAGGAUGGAGACGGGGGCGGAGGGGGUUCACCUGCACCCCCUAGAAGGGAGGAGAUCACAGACACAAUGAUCUUUAACCCCACUGACCUAGUUACUAUGACCUGCAGAGAUGUUGACCUCAACUAUGCUACUAGAGACAGUUUCACAGACACAGCAAUCAGUGCAACGCGAGUAAAUGGUGACCACAGAGAGAAAGUUCUGCAGCGGUGGGACGGCGGAGACAGUAACGGAGAGAACUAUGACCUAGAGACAGACACGUCUAAUGGUUGGGACGCCAGUGAGAUGUUCCGCUUUAACGAAGAGACGUACGGAGUGAAGUCCACGUAUGACUCCAGCCUCUCCAUGUACACAGUUCCUCUGGAGCGUGGGAAUUCAGAGGGCUUUAGGCAGCGCGAGGCCAGAGCUGCCCGAUUGGCCAGUGAGAUUGAGUCCAGUCCUCAAUAUCGCCACCGAGUGGCGCUAGAGAACGACGAAGGGAAAUCUGAGGAGGAUAAGUACAGCGCCGUGGCGCGCGACAGGGAACGGGACGGUCCGGAGAGAGAGAGGGGGAGAGACAGUCCUGGCUUCUCCAGCUCCGCGAGCAGGGAGGGCAAGUACAUUCCUUUACCCCAACGGGCAAGAGAGCGAGAAAUGGGUGCCUCAGGAAGGGGCGACAGAGAAAGAGGGGGCGGUUUAUCCUCUCUGCCCAAUCGAACAAACAGACCUGCCCCUUCAGGCUCGUCCCCCAGACCGCCCCUCCCCUCGGGCAGCGGUCAGCCAACCCCGCCCUCUGAUAGGAGCAGCCCCUUGUCAGUCAGAGGGGGAUAUUCUCCUCACCAAUCACAGAGCAGUCCUCCUGCUCAGCCACGCCCCUCGGACCCUGGCCACUCCAGCCCUCCCGCCCCACACACACUGCCCCAUUCGCUCUCUCAUCCACAGUCUCUCUCUGACUCAGCACGCCCUGUGAAUGGAGUGUCAUCCAGAACAUCUCCCAAAUCUCAAAGACCAGGACAGACCAACAGAAACCUCCGCAACUCCGGCUCCCUCUCCUCGCCUACGGUCUCUCGUUCCCCAAAACCAGACGUCCCUUCCCAGGAUCCCUCUCUGGCUGCCCCUCCUUACCUGGACUCCAAGCCCACUGGCCCCAUUCUGUUCACUGUAGAUGUGAAUGAGAUUCUCGCCAAGGAGAGAACAGAAAGUUCAGCCAGUCCACAGGAGGGCAAAGGCAGCAAAGCUCCCUCAGUACAGCAGAGGUCACAUAUCGAAGAACUGCGGAAGUUCGGGAAAGAAUUUAGGCUCCAGACUAGCUCCUCCCCCUCCAGUCCCAGCACCGCAACCACUCCCUCAGAGCCCGCUCAGUCGGGCCCCGCCCACCCAGCCCCAACAGACCCCGCCCCCUCGGCGGAAGCCCAGCCCGCACCGCCCACAACCCCUACCCAGGAGCCCGCGGCGUCGGAGGAAAAAGGGAGAGAGGGUAGCGCUGAGGCGACAGCGACCGCCACUCCCCCGCCCACGACCACACCCGCAGCCACACCCUCCUCCACAGCUACUCCUACCACCACGCAACCGGGCACCACAGACGGGCAGACGCCAGGGACGCCACAGCCUGCUAGGACCCCAGGCACUGAGGAGGGCAGACAGGAGGCCCCGGAGAGACAGGAGGGCGUGACUGAUCAAGUGAAGAAGUCAACUCUUAAUCCCAAUGCUAAAGAGUUUAACCCCACGAAAGGUUCUCUGAGUAUGGCUAAACCCUCGUCGACCCCCACCCCGCCACGCCCCACUCCUCCAAGCCCAUCUGUGAUGUUGCCUCCACCAGGGCAGGGCGCCAUCUACAACACCCCCUACCUCGGCUAUGUCUCCCCCCUUCCCAUACAGGGACAUCAGGUACAGGCCCCUGGGGUGUAUCAGUACACCAUGCCUACAGUCAACUCGGGCAAAUACCCCAGAAAUAAAGGUUCAGUGGUACCACCUCGCCCAGAUCACAACUCAUCAGCGCCCCCUAUCCUCCAGGCGGCAGCGUCUGCGGCCGGCGCUCCGCUGGUGGCCUCCCCUUACGCUCAGUCUUACCUGCAGUACAGUCAAGUCAUACCAGCCAUGCCACACUAUGCUGGACAGCCGAUGUACUCCAUGGUUCAGGCAGGUGCUCGGAUGCUGAGUUCAGGGGGACAUCCUCAGACGCUGGCCCCGCCCGGUCCACAGUACCCGGGCCAGGGCGAGGGGCCCCCGGGACCCCAGCAGGGCAUGUAUGCUCAUCAGUCCUUCUCUCAUCAUUCGGGCUCCAUGCAUCCCCCUCAGCCCUCCAGCACCCCGACAGGCAAUCAGCCGCCUCCCCAGCACCCAGCUCCCAGCCCGGGACAGUCGGGGCAGUCGGGUCCCCAGCCUCAGUCCCUGUACCACUCUGCACCCCUCUCUGCCCCCACGCCGCCUAACCUCCCCCCUGGGCACAGUUCCCCUCAGGCCUCUUACCCCCUACAGGGCUACAGCCUGCCUGGACCCCAACCUCUACCCCAUCACUACCCCUCCAUCAGCCCACUCACACAGACCCAUGUCCCUGGUGGGCUUUCUGGGCCCCACCACUCUGGUGGCCACGCCCCUCCACAGGUGAUGCUUCUCCAUGCCGCUCCCCCGCCCCCUCCUCCGCAGCAGGGCCCUGGCUCCGCCCCCCAGCACCCUCAGCACGGCCCCCCGCCCCCACAGCAAGGGGCCCACUACGCCUACAUCGGACACCCCCAAGCUGUCCAGGUGCAGCCACACCCACCCCAGCAGCUCCCCUUCCACCCCCCCGGGAACUGAGAGAACCCAGUCAAGGAGUGUGGAGAUCAGAGCGU